This is a messenger RNA of Alosa sapidissima (American shad), 3075 nucleotides long. Its product is annotated as zinc finger MYM-type protein 1-like. Gene Ontology annotation, molecular function: protein dimerization activity. NCBI's taxonomy places the organism in Eukaryota, Metazoa, Chordata, Actinopteri, Clupeiformes, Clupeidae. The transcript has 3 exons. The coding region runs from base 30 to 2207 and encodes 725 amino acids. The record is from RefSeq and is a predicted model, not a curated record.
UUUACCUCAGAGGGGAGUGUGAGGGCAGCAUGUCGAGUGGCACUAAUGUAGUCGUGGGAGUUCAGCUACUAUCCCCAAAUUCAGUUAAAUAUCUACACCUGUAUCCAUUCGAAAGAAGAACAUUAGCGGAAAAAUUAAUAGUAAAAGAACUCGGACCAGACAAGCCAGAAGUAAAUAUAACACAGCAGGUGCGAGAAAAGGAGAAGACCUACAAGAGAACAUUUUCCAGAGGUUGGUUCGAUCGAAAGGCUUGGCUAACUAGCUGUGGGUAUGCCAAUGCAAUCUUUUGCUUUCCUUGUUUACUUUUUAAAACAAGUGCGUGUGAUAGUUCGUGGACACAGACAGGGGUGACAGACCUGAAACAUAUGUCAGAGCGCAUUAAGAAACAUGAGCUGGCAAGAGUGCAUAUGGACAACUCUGUGAAGUUAGCCAUGCUAGGCCGAAUUAGCAUAGCCACACAGUUAAAUGAGGGACACCGUAUUAGCAUAAGAAAACACAACGAGGAGGUGGACAGGAAUCGGCAUAUUUUGUCAAAGAUCGUUGAUGCCGUGAACUUUUGUGGGGCCUUUGAACUUGCUUUGCGUGGUCAUGAUGAGAGUGACACAUCAGAAAACCCUGGCAUUUUCCUGGGUCUCAUUGACCUAAUGGCGUCAAUCGACCGUGAUUUGGAGGAGCACCUGGAGAACGCCACUGUUUUUAAAGGCACUUCGAAGACCGUGCAAAAUGAACUGUUAGACUGCAUGUUGUCAGUUCUCAGAGACCACAUUCUGGAAGAGGUAAAACAGUCGGACUAUAUUGCCAUUCAGGCAGAUGAGACAACCGACAUCUGCACUCAUUGUCAGCUCGUGCUUGUGCUACGGUACAUAGAUGGCCACAACAACAUUCAAGAACGCUUUUUUGAGUUUAUCGCGCUUCCAAAUGCGACCGCUGCUACGAUUGCCACUGAAUUAUUGGAAAGGCUGAGGACCAUUCUUCCUGCGGGACAAGAGCGAAAAUUAAUUGCCCAGGCCUAUGAUGGUGCCGCAGUGAUGAGGGGUGCUACAGGUGGAGUGCAGCGUAAAGUUCAAGAUGUCUACGGGAGUGCCUACUACGUUCACUGUUAUGCGCAUCAAUUGAACCUCAUCAUGCAGCAGGCAACAUCCCACAUCCCGAAGAUCGGCCAGUUUUUUUCAGACAUUGGGGGUUUUUCUACAUUUUUUUCUAAGUCUUUCAAACGAACGGCAGUGCUAGAUGAGGUGGUGGCACACCGACUUCCAGGUGCUUCAACAACGCGAUGGAACUUCCACAGUCGUGCUGUUAACACAGUUUACGAGCACAAAGAUGAACUGGUCAAGUGUUUCCAAACCAUCCGAGACAGAGGAGACUUUGAUGCUAUAUCGAAGAGAGAGGCCGGGGGUUGUAUGAGAAUGUUGGAAGAUGAGGUUUUCUGUUUCUUCCUGGCGUUAUUUCAUAAAAUCAUGCCACAUGUAGACAUGCUGUUUAACCAGCUGCAGAAGAGAAACAUAGACUCUGUCUUCAUCGCAGGCAUCACCCAGCGGUUCACUCACAGCAUACAGGCUAUCAGGGACUCUGUUGAUUCUCUAGUUGAAGAUGAGGACUAUAGGGGACCUGUACAGGAACCACCCCCGAAGAAACGGAUGGCAAUGGGAGAAGAAACGCAACGACAUCUGGCAAUAGAGGUAUGUGAUACCAUUAUGAGCCAUGCCAAGGAGAGGUUUUCUUUCACCAAGCAUCUCAUCAGUGCCACUCUCUUGCAAGGAGACUUGUUCUCACAACACAGCAGAAAGUUCCCAGACUCAGCACUACAAACCACGGUGGAUGCCUAUCCCAUGUUGGACAAAGCGAGACUUAAAACAGAACUGUCCCUGAUCUACGAAAAUGAGGACUUCAAGGGUUGCAGUGGUGCACUGGCUCUCUUUCAGGUUCUAAUGGAAAAUAAUCUUCAAGACACAUUCACCGAAACUGUAAGUCUUCUCAAGAUCCUCAUCACCACACCAAUGACAACAGCAGAAUCAGAGAGGUGCUUCUCUACUUUAAAGAGGAUAAAAACUUUCCUUAGGAACACUAUGGCACAAGAUCGCCUCAACGCUCUGGCUAUGCUCUCUAUAGAGAAAAAACUCACAAGGGACAUUCCAGAUUUCAACACCAGGGUUAUUGAGAGAUUUGCCACUCAGAAAGAUAGACGAGCAAAGUUCCUGUACAAAUAAGAGUUCUCCAUCCACUUCACUCACUCACCCCCCGCAUUCACUCACAUAUUCACUCCAUCUACCUUUCUCAUACACACAAAUCUAACUCAGACACCAUAUCUUAGUCUCUCUUUACUCUUUACUCUCUCUAACUCACACUAGCUGUCAUUCUCUUACUCAGUCUCUCACUCUCUUUCUCUCUCUCUCUCUCUGUCUCUCACACACUCGCACUAUAUGUCAUUCUCUUACUCUCUCACACACACACACACACAAACACAGACUAGCUGUCAUUCUCUAACUCAGUCAGUCUCUCACUCUCUCUCACACUCACACUCUCUCUCUCUCUCACACACACACACACACAAACACAGACUAGCUGUCAUUCUCUAACUCAGUCAGUCUCUCACUCUCUCUCACACACACACACCUGCUAUCUCAAUUCAAUAAGCUUUCUUGGUUGUCUGUCACUCUCACUCAUUCACUGACUCUCUCACUCAUAUACAUAAUUUUUCACACACAUUUGCCAUUAAAAUAGUGAUCUCAAUAGGAACAUAACUGUAUGUAACUGUAUGUUUGCUUUGAUUUGCUUUGAUUUUGUUGUUGUUUCUAAGUUCAGAGCUGGAUUACUGUGUUUCAUACUAGCUAAAAUGUUAAAUUCAUCUUUCUUCUCAUACUUUGUGUUCACUACAAGAAUGUUGUCCCACCCUCUCUGUGAGAGCCUUCUCUCUCUCUUUCUGUAGUAUCAACACAGACUAUUAUUAUCCAUUAUCCAAUUGUCAAUUUGUCUACAGUGAACUUUAAUCAAUUCCCAGCUGUAGACUACAUAUCUUUAGAACUAGAUUGUUGUAUUACCUAUUAUAAUUUAUCUUUAUGUCUUUGAACUUUCUAU